Molecule: messenger RNA, 2280 nt
Organism: Doryrhamphus excisus (bluestripe pipefish)
Lineage: Eukaryota; Metazoa; Chordata; Actinopteri; Syngnathiformes; Syngnathidae
Gene: neto2b
Product: neuropilin (NRP) and tolloid (TLL)-like 2b
Cellular component (GO): postsynaptic density
Molecular function (GO): ionotropic glutamate receptor binding
Source: RefSeq, a predicted model, not a curated record
UGCGCAGUUAUGUUUUAAAAGUGGUGUUGGCGUUAGCGUUAGCGCAUGCGCAGUAAUCUUCCCCUCCCUUCCGCCCACUGGGUCUAGUCUUAAAUCCACCCUACUCUUCGUCCUCCUUCUCCUCCUGCUCCUCCUCCUCCUCCUCCUCCUCCUGUACACUUCACUGACUACUGCUUCAUCAUCACAACUUGCUGAUGUCUGUUCCAUGGCAGCGGAGUGAUGACUUUUCUUCCGUUAGUUCCAACAAGGGGUGAACUAGGAUGAAAGUUGUCUUUGUCAAUCAGCGACCAUCAAUUGACUGACGUCAACAUGUAGAAGGAGCACGUGAGGAGACACGUUUGUCGGUCGAGUUUCGAAGUAAAGCCAACAGAAGUCCAACAGAGAGGAUGAACGUUGUCUGGAUACUUCUCCUUUUCAUUGAGGAGGGAUUUGCUCGGGCUCAAAAGACUGCAGAGCAAGGUGCUGUGUCCAAAGUGGUGAAACCGUCGCCUUCACAGAGGCCGGCAUAUUCUCGUCACUGUGGGAACUGGAUAAGACACGCAGACGGCGGCACAUUCAGCUCUCCUAACUACCCCAACACUUACCCUCCUAACAAGGAGUGUUUGUACGUGCUGGAAGCGCUGCCCCGGCAGAGGGUCGAGCUGCUGUUCGACAAGGCUUUCUACAUUGAGGCAUCCUUUGAGUGUCGUUUCGACCACAUCGAGGUGCGCGACGGCCCCUUCAGCUUCUCACCACUCAUUAAUCGCUUCUGUGGCGCCACCUGUCCGGGACUGGUCCUCUCCAGCGGCCGCUUCAUGUGGAUUCGCUUCUUCAGUGACGAGGAGCUGGAAGGCAUCGGCUUCCAGGUCCACUACAGCUACACGGCAGACCCAGAAUUCCAUCUUCAUGUGGGAGGACUUUUAAACCCCAUCCCAGAUUGCCAGUUUGAGCUGACUGGUGCUGACGGCCUGAUCCGGUCCAGCCAGGUUGAGGAGGAGUACAAGGUGAAGCCAGACCAGGCCGUGGACUGCAUCUGGACCAUACGUGCCCCAUCCAAAAACAAGAUUUACCUGCGAUUCUUAGAAUAUCAGAUGGAGAACUCCAAUGAAUGUAAGAAGAACUUUGUGGCUGUUUAUGAUGGCAGUAAUGCCAUUGAGGACCUUAAGGCAAAGUUUUGUAGCACAGUGGCCAACGACAUCAUGCUGGACACAGGCGUGGGCGUGGUGAGGAUGUGGGCAGAUGAGACCAGCCGCCUCAGCCGCUUUCGGAUGCUCUUCACAUCUUUUGCAGAUCCCCCCUGCAUAGGCAGUGCUUUCUUCUGCCACAGCAACAUGUGUAUCAACAACUCUCUGGUGUGCAACGGUGUACAAAACUGUGUCUUUCCCUGGGACGAAAGCAACUGCAAAGAGAAGAAGCAAAAAGGUAUUUUCCACCAUAUCACAAAGACCCAUGGCACAGUCAUCUGCGUGUCCACCGGAGUGGUGCUGCUGCUGCUCAUCAUCUCCAUCCUGGUGCAAAUCAAGCAGCCACGCAAAAAGGUGUUGGUACGUAAGAAUAACUUGUUCCAUCGUGGAGACUUCCAGGAGACAUUUGAGCCUCCACAUUAUGAACUACUCACUCUCAGAGAAAAGCUGUCUGCGGACCUUGGAGAGCUCUCAGAGGAACUCCAGUCCUUGCAGGCCCUCCGGAGGUCCUCGUCGGGCUCACGCUGCGUCCACGAGCACCACUGCGGCUCUCAGGCCUCCCUCAACUCCAUCAAAGCCGGUCAGGGCACUCAUGGAAUGGGACGUGGAUCCCUGGACCUUCCCGCAUUUAGAGGCGAGCUCCAGAGAUCCUUGCCUCCUCUGCGGGACUCCAACAGCAGUCUGCGGAAGAAGAGCUGGCCCAGCGUAAAGGCCGUCACCGCCAUGCAGGGCCAAUACAGCCUGGCGGAGCGAUCAGUGAGGCGGCAGGACAGAGUGAUGGAGGAGGAGGAAGACGAGGAGGAUGGGAGCUAUGAUGUCUAUGUGCGCAGAGCUGGGAACAGAAGAGGGAAGUAUGAGAUGGCCCAGCAAAGAUCUUUAUCCAUGGAUUUUUAAAAAAACAGAAAUGCAGCAUUUGUGCCACAGCUGGAACAAAGUCACAAAGUAAGUGUUGGCUUUUUAUACAUAGGAUUAAUCAAAUGUGUUCUUAUUGUAAGUGUGACCAUUGUGCUUGGUUUCUUUAAUUGUAAAGACAAGAAAAUGGUUGUAAAAAUGUUUUGGACACAGCCUGCAAUGGAAAAUACUUUGGAUUUGAUAGAAUAAACGCCAGCAAAUUUUA